Molecule: messenger RNA, 1626 nt
Organism: Colletotrichum fioriniae
Lineage: Eukaryota; Fungi; Ascomycota; Sordariomycetes; Glomerellales; Glomerellaceae
Source: RefSeq, a predicted model, not a curated record
AUGGCCGGCCGUGCUGAGCGCUGGGACCGCGACCGCUUCAUGCAAGAACGGGAGCGAGACCGCGGCUAUCCAGAUGAUCGUCGCUAUCCCGACGAACGAAGCAGAUUUGAAGAGAGAAGCCGCUUCGAGGAACGUGACGACUAUCGCCCACCGCCUCGCCGUGGCAGAGAUCACUCAGAUGAGCGCUUCGACCGCGGCCCAUUGGACCGCGGACAUCGCGGCGGAUACGAAGAAGAUUUUGUAAGAGACCGUCGCUACGUCGAGGAAGACCGUUAUGGUCCUCGUCGCGGAGAGCCCCUGGACCGGGAGUUUGACCGCCGCCUUUUCUUCGAAAAAGAGCAAAGAGAAGUCCGUGAGGCCUCGCCACCACGCCGCCCGACCAUGCUCCGUCGUCAGUCUUCCCUCGACACCUUUGACCGUCGCCCCCUCCGCUUUUAUGAGCGUGAGGAAUACCCUCCGCCAGCCCGCCGAGAAGAUGUUCGCCCUCGCGACGAUUACCGGGCCCCUCCAUACGUUCCAAUCCCUCUGCCCCGCACUCGCCAGCUGGGCCCCGCACCAUCUCAACGAUACGACGAGAUCCAGAUCGCCGAGCCAGGCUACUAUGGCGACGAGGAGUUCCGUGGCAUGCCUGAGCGGGUGAAGGAGCGUGAGGUCGUUACUUCACGUCGACGUAGAGAUCGCAGCCGAGAGUCUAGAGUGUCGAGGUCAACCAGAAAGAGCUCGCACCGAAGCAGCUCCCGAUCAAGCAGCACCUCCAGCAGGUCGACCAGCACCACCACCAAGACCGCAACGACUGUUCGCAGCUCAUACCCGAAGAAGGGCAAGACCCGCAUCCCACAGCGCCUGGUUUCUAAGCGUGCGCUCAUCGACCUAGAGUAUCCUUACAUUGAAGAGGGUAACACCAUUAUUGUUCUCAAGGCUCUAGGCCAGGACAACAUCGAUGAACUCCUCAAGCUCAGCGAAGAGUACAAGCAGAGUGAACUGGAGAUUGCCGCAGCUCGAUCAUCGGCUGGCAAGCAUGAAGAACGCCACGAGGAGAUCUACACCAUCCCUCCACCUGUGGCUGCCCUCCCCCCGCCGCCCCCGACUGUCAUCCAUGUCCCUCCUCCUCCACCAGCGCCUGCUUCAGUAGCGCCGCCUCCUGCGCCCCCAACCGUCGUUUCUGCUCAUCCUCCGGCUCCCCCAUCUGUCUACUAUGAGGCGCCUCCCCCACCACCACCCGCUCCUGUUCAGGAAGUGGUCAACAAGACCACAAUCAUCCGCGAUGUCUCUCCCGCUCGCAGCUCCACAUCCUACACAACGUCGACGACCGCAACACCAGUCGUCUACGAGCGCCGAGAGUACAGCGAAGAGGUGCCCAUCGGGCCCAUGGCAGUUGCUGAGCGUCGCCGUAGCCGGUCUCGGUCUCGCAAGAACAUCAGAUCUGAGAUCAAGGCUCUCGAGGCUGAGCUUCACGAGCGCAAGCACGGAAGGAGCCGCGAACUCGUCCGUGCUGAACAGAUGCCCGAUGGCGCUGUAGUCCUCUUCGAGGAGAAGGUUGAAAAGGUUGAGGAGCCGCGGCGCGGAGUGCGGAUUGAGAAGGACAAGAAAGGUAGGAUGGCCAUCAGCGUACCAAAGUACUACUAA